Salvelinus namaycush (lake trout) is the source of this 1332-nucleotide messenger RNA. Its product is annotated as oocyte zinc finger protein XlCOF22-like. Gene Ontology annotation, biological process: regulation of transcription by RNA polymerase II; central nervous system development. The transcript has a single exon. Gene Ontology annotation, cellular component: nucleus. Gene Ontology annotation, molecular function: RNA polymerase II cis-regulatory region sequence-specific DNA binding; DNA-binding transcription factor activity, RNA polymerase II-specific. The record is from RefSeq and is a predicted model, not a curated record. The annotation marks the transcript as partial. Lineage: Eukaryota; Metazoa; Chordata; Actinopteri; Salmoniformes; Salmonidae.
ACAUCAACUGAGCUAAAAGUUCAUAAGAGAACACACACAGGAGAGAAGCCUUACUCCUGCUCUGAUUGUGGAAAGAGUUUCUCUCAACUGGGCACCUUAAAACACCAUGAACGUAUACACACGGGAGAGAAGCCUUACUCCUGCUCUGACUGUGGAAAGAGUUUCUCUGUACUGGAACACUUGAAAGCACAUGAACGUAUACAUACAGGUGAGAAGCCUUACUCCUGCUCUGAAUGUGUUAAAUGCUUCACAACAUCAACUGGGCUAAAAGUUCAUCAGAAAACCCAUACAGGAGAGAAGCCUUACUCCUGCUCUGAUUGUGUAAAAUGCUUCACAACAUCAUCUAGGCUAAAAGUUCAUCAGAGAACCCAUACAGGAGAGAAGCCUUACUUCUGCUCUGAUUGUGCGGUGAGUUUCUCUCUACUGAGCCACUUAAAACGACAUACACAUAUACACACAGGAGAGAAGCCUUACUCCUGCUCUGACUGUGGAACGAGUUUCUCUUUACUGUGCCACUUAAAACGACACGAACGUAUACACACGGGAGAGAAGCCUUACUCUUGCUCUGACUGUGGAAAGAGUUUCUCUGUACUGGGCCACUUAAAAAGACACCAACAUGUACACAAGGGAGAGAAGCCUUACUCCUGCUCUGAUUGUGUAAAAUGCUUCACAACAUCAACUGAGCUAAAAGUUCAUCGGAGAACACACACAGGAGAGAAGCCUUACUCUUGCUCCUAUUGUGAAAAAUGCUUCACAACAUCAACUGGGCUAAAAGUUCAUCAUAGAAAACACACAGGAGAGAAGCCUUACUCCUGCUCUGAGUGUGUAAAAUUCUUCACAACAUCAACUGGGCUAAAAGUUCAUCAGAGAACACACACAGGAGAGAAGCCUUACUGCUGCUCUGACUGUGGAAAGCGUCUCUCUCGAAUGGGCCAGUUGAGAAGACACCAACGUAAACAUAAAGGAAAUACGCCUUACCACUGAUCUGACGAGAAUAUGUUUUAAAACAACAGCUGAGCUAAAAGUUAAUCAAAGAACACACACAGGAGAGAAGCCUGACUCUUGCUCUGAUUUUGUCAAAUGCUUCACAACAUCAACUGGGCUAAAAGUUCAUCAGAGAACACACACAGGAGAGAAGCCUUACGUCUGCUUUCAAUGUGGCAAGAGUUUCUCCCAAUUGGGCAAUGUUAAAACACACCAACGGAUACACACUUAAGAGAAGCCUUAUCACUGCACUGACUGUGAGAAGAGAUUCUACAGAUUGGGCCAUUUAAAAAGACACCAAUGUAUACAUAAAGGAGAGAAGCCUCAUCAAUUCUCUCAGACAAGCUA